This is a messenger RNA of Aureobasidium melanogenum CBS 110374, 597 nucleotides long. RefSeq lists its product as uncharacterized. The annotation marks the transcript as partial. The transcript has 3 exons. Gene Ontology annotation, biological process: intracellular copper ion homeostasis; intracellular iron ion homeostasis; positive regulation of transcription by RNA polymerase II. The record is from RefSeq and is a predicted model, not a curated record. Gene Ontology annotation, molecular function: copper ion binding; DNA-binding transcription factor activity, RNA polymerase II-specific; RNA polymerase II cis-regulatory region sequence-specific DNA binding. NCBI's taxonomy places the organism in Eukaryota, Fungi, Ascomycota, Dothideomycetes, Dothideales, Saccotheciaceae. Gene Ontology annotation, cellular component: nucleus.
AUGGUAGUCAAGGAAGAUGGGACCAAAUGGGCAUGCCAAUCGUGCCUAAAGGGUCACCGUGGCCGCCCCAUCACCCAAUGCCCGCACUGCCGCGCCGAACGCAAGAAGCGCUCAUCCCAUGUCAAAUGCGAUUGUGGAGAGAAACCCCACACCAAAGAAAAAUUUCCUAUGCCACCUCAUUCGACCUCUGGAGAACACCACUCGCCUGAACUCUACCCCGUUGCUGAAGAAUCCCCCUCAUCCGACGAACAUCGUUGCUGCUGUCCCCACGGUGGGAAGUGUGUUUGCUCAACCCACAAGGAGUCGUCCCCCGAAGAUGCUAAAGACCAAAAGGAGCCUAUCGAAGUGUCACCAAAGAAGGAUGCUGUCAAGGAAUCAUCAACCGUACCUAAGAAGUCGCUGAGCCAACGCAAACCACGCCUCACUUCACACCAGUCCGAAGGUCAUUUGACCGUUUUUGCGAAUGGCCACCACAAACCAUGCCAUCGCAACAACAAUGCUGCCCAUGAAUCUGGUGCUCCUUACAAGUUGCCUCGCUCGCAUACCACUCAACCUAUCUCGGCCAAGAGCAAUGCUCGCCGUUCAGUAGACAGCCUU